CCCGCCCUGCUUCCGUAGUCCCUCCAUCCACCCGCAAUUUGCCAAGGAAUCCAUCCUCCCACCACAGCCAACUCCGCUGUAUAAAUACCCCUCGCGUCUCCCGGCUUUCGACUCAUCCUUUGCCCCUUGUGCUACACAUCUCACCACUUCUUUUUCUUGUCUGCUAACAUCUCCUGCGUUCUUGCUUUUGCUUGUGAGCUAUGGCCAGCCUCACCGAUCUCGUUAACCUCAACCUCAGCGACUGCACCGACAAGAUCAUCGUCGAGUACAUCUGGGUUGGAGGAUCCGGCAUAGACCUCAGGAGCAAAGCAAGAACGGUGAAAGGCCCCGUCACCGAUGCGAGCCAGCUGCCCAAGUGGAACUACGACGGCUCCAGCACCGGACAGGCUCCUGGAGAGGACAGCGAAGUCAUCCUCUACCCUCAAGCCAUUUUCAAGGACCCGUUCAGGAAGGGCGACAACAUCCUUGUGAUGUGCGACUGCUACACGCCACAAGGAGUGCCAAUCCCCACGAACAAGAGGUACAAUGCUGCCAAGAUCUUCAGCCACCCUGAUGUCGCAGCUGAGGUGCCAUGGUACGGUAUUGAGCAGGAGUACACUCUCCUUCAGAAGGAUGUGAGCUGGCCCCUUGGCUGGCCUGUUGGUGGCUACCCUGGUCCUCAGGGACCAUACUACUGUGCUGCCGGCGCCGAUAAGGCCUUUGGGCGCGACGUCGUUGACGCCCACUACAAGGCCUGCCUCUACGCCGGGAUCAACAUCAGUGGCAUCAACGGGGAAGUCAUGCCUGGCCAGUGGGAGUUCCAAGUUGGCCCGUCCGUUGGGAUCGAUGCUGCUGACCAGAUAUGGGUUGCCCGCUACAUUCUUGAGAGGAUCACUGAGAUGGCCGGAGUUGUGCUCUCCCUCGACCCCAAGCCGAUCAAGGGUGACUGGAAUGGUGCUGGUGCUCACACCAACUACAGUACCAAGUCGAUGAGGGAGCCUGGGGGCUACGAGGUGAUCAAGAAGGCGAUCGAGAAGCUCGGGAAGAGGCACCAGGAGCACAUCGCCGCCUACGGCGAUGGCAACGAGCGCCGCCUCACCGGCCGCCACGAGACCGCCGACAUCAACACCUUCAAAUGGGGCGUGGCGAACCGCGGCGCGUCCAUCCGCGUGGGCCGUGACACGGAGAAGGAGGGCAAGGGCUACUUCGAGGACCGCAGGCCGGCCUCCAACAUGGACCCCUACGUCGUCACCGGCAUGAUCGCCGAGACCACCCUCCUGUGGAAGGGAAACUAAUCACGCGACAGUCUCCGCACAACGUCUGCUGCACGCAUCCACCGUGGUGUCAGUUGCAUUUCGAUUUCCAUUCCGAAUUCGGUUUCUUCGCGUCGACAAGGUCUUUGAUAGUCCGUUUUGGAGCGUCCUCGAUGUACUCUGAAUAAUGGCUGUAACGGAUUUGCUUUUGCCUUAGGUAUGGCCGUCCUUUCUGCAUCGUUUUGUCGUUUAUGGAAAAGCAUUGUCGGUUUGUUCUGUUGCA
Messenger RNA from Phragmites australis (common reed), 1515 nucleotides. Its product is annotated as glutamine synthetase root isozyme 5. The record is from RefSeq and is a predicted model, not a curated record. Bases 201 to 1274 code for a protein of 357 amino acids. Gene Ontology annotation, molecular function: glutamine synthetase activity. Gene Ontology annotation, cellular component: cytoplasm. Lineage: Eukaryota; Viridiplantae; Streptophyta; Magnoliopsida; Poales; Poaceae. The transcript is spliced from 11 exons.